AUGAACAUUAGUAUUGAUUGAAACUAUGCUGAACUGGAUUUAGAUGUGGGAAGAGUCACUCUUGGGGAGAAGAAUAGGAAAAAAAUGAAAGAUUGUCAGCUGCGAAAAAAGCAGAAUGAAAACAUAUUACAAGCUAUUAUUGCUUUGCUGAAUUCUGGAGGGGGAAUUAUCAAGGUUGAAAUUGAGGAUGAAAACUACAGUUACUAAAAAGAUGGAAUAGGAUUAGAUGUGGAAAGUUCUAUUGGGAAUAUUCUUCCAUCUGUUCCUAAAUACCUAGACUUUAUGCAGCAAGGUAAAUAUUUUCUAAUCUUUGUCAAAUCAUGCAGCUCAGAAACCUCUGGUUUACAGAUUGUCACCUUGAGGUCGAAUUUGUACAAAAGGGAUAUAACAUGUACAAGUAUCAUGGAUGCUACCGCUACACUGGAGUUCCUCAAAGAAGACAAAACUGGAGGGAGAUUGUAUAGACCUAAAUUGCCUCCAAAGUGGGAUGUAUGAGAAGAGAGUAACAUAGAGGCCUUUGCUGAUCUUUUUUUUUUUAACAGGACACAACUUAGGUGGAAAGAAAACCUCCCCUUUACUGAAUCCACAUAUGUUGAAAUGAAAGCCAACUCAACAGAAAAAUUGUUACAAUGCAUUAAAGAGAUUCUCCCUUAAUAUGUUUCUACAUUUUCAAAUACUAAUGGGGGAUACUUGUUUAUUGGUUUAAAUGAAGAUGAAGCAAUUGGCUUUAAAAGAGGAGUAAAUGAUCUUAACAAGUUAAUUCCAGAAAUAGAAAAAUUCAUUAGGAAGUUGCAUCAUUUCUGUAUGGAGAAGAAGGCGAUAAAUUACUCACAUAAAUUGCUUCAAGUAUAUGAUGAAGGGAAUCUUCGUGGAUAUGUCUGUGCCUUCAAAAUAGAGCCAUUUUGCUGUGCAGUGUUUGCUAAAGAGCCAGAAUCCUAGCAUGUGAAAGACAACCAUGUGUGACAAUUUACCAUGGAGGAAUGGAUUUCCAAGAGAAGGAAGAUUAGAAAGGAUGCUGUGUUGGUGGCACCAGGACAGAGAUAUGUUCCAGAAGCCCUCUACAAGGAACUGUUCUCACAACAAGAAGGACUUGCAGAGUUAAUAUAUAAAGAAAUGGACUCUGUUAGUCAAGGUACAUUGAUCUUUUCGAGGAGCUGGUCUUUGGAUCUGGGCUCGCAAGAGAAUCAGAAUGUAAUCUGUGAUGCUCUUCUAAUUGCCCAGGACCAUCCACUAGUCUUAUAUACUUUAUUCAGGGUACUGAAUAAGGAGUUAAUAGGCUACUCUUUGCAAGCUGCCUUCACUUUAAAGCAUAAGCUGGUAAAAAUUUGUGGUUACACUGGGAAAAUGUGUGUAGUACGAAAGAUCUUCUAUGUGAAUGGAGAACCUUCUACAUUGAUUGAAGACAGUGCAAGCUCUUUUCAUGACAUAAGCUUCCAGAUAUUUUAUCCUAAAUCCUACAAUCUUGAAGAAACUCAAACAGCAAGAAACUUGAAUAAAGUCCUUCAUACAGUCCUGAUGACACAUUUUUGAGUUACCAGUUUAUUUCUGAGAUUUGUCAGCACCUCUUAGAUAACUUGUAUGUAAUAUUUUCAGAGGAAUGACACAAUGAUAUUUAUUUAAAUCUUGUCCAUGUCACACCUGAAUCAUGGCAAUGUUUUUCAUUGUAUAGUCAAUAAUAUCUUUAAUUCUGUAAAAAAUAUGCCUUUGAAAAACUUUGCAAGGUAAGAAACUUGUUGGAAUGUUAGAAAAUCGGGUUCGUUUUUACUUACUUCUUCCUAAAUUUUCUUUAUAGAUGUUACUUAAGGGUUAUUUAGGAACAUUGAUUUGUUAGUCUCUCUGUGCACAGUUGUUAUUUACUCUGUGAAUAGUUCAUGGAUAGAUUUUCUUCCAUUUUUAAAUUGGAAAAAACUUGCAAUAGUUUAUUUUUAAC
Messenger RNA from Canis lupus familiaris (dog), 1930 nucleotides. RefSeq names its product schlafen family member 12 (gene SLFN12). Lineage: Eukaryota; Metazoa; Chordata; Mammalia; Carnivora; Canidae. The record is from RefSeq and is a predicted model, not a curated record.